Molecule: messenger RNA, 1993 nt
Organism: Metschnikowia bicuspidata var. bicuspidata NRRL YB-4993
Lineage: Eukaryota; Fungi; Ascomycota; Pichiomycetes; Serinales; Metschnikowiaceae
Exons: 1
Coding region: 85-1908 (607 amino acids)
Source: RefSeq, a predicted model, not a curated record
UGAGGAUCGAUACCUGCAGUUAUAUAGUAAAAAAUAAUUUAUACACAAGGAGUUUGGGGCGACAGAGAAAGCCAUCAUACCAGAAUGUUCGGCUGCCUGACGAAUCGCGUGGUUUGGGUGUCCUUCCUGCUAAAUGUAAUUCUUGGAUGCUGGAUUGUCUACUUUACGUCAAAAGCUGCUAGUCACCGAAAGACUCCUUCGGAUCUUCUUUUUUUGGGUCAUCGAUUACCUUCAAUCUUUCAAAAUGCAACAGAAAAUCACUGGAAGUUUCCAAUUGAUUUCGAGAACGCCACUGCAGUAUUCAAUAGUGUAUACGGGGCUACUAAAGAAAAGGACUCCAACAUGAAUCCUGUCGGGGUUAACUUCUUUCCUGCUUAUAUUGCUCCCAAUACAUUUAUGUAUCACAGUCGGGAUGACCCAAGGAUACCUGAACUGUAUGAAUGGCUUGCCAUGGAUUACGAAUUCAGCUAUAGCUUUGCCUCUUUUGGACGUGGAAUCCCCAGAAGACAUACGGAUGGGCCCGGUAAGCCAGGAAGUCCAGAAAGGCCUUCCCCUGGCCUGCCUGGAGGCAGAGCUCUGCGGAAGGAUCCACCUAAAAUAUCCAGCCCAGAAGCAUUGAAACACAAUAUCAAUUUGGAAAAGCAAUUUCCAGAGAAAAAGCAAUCCUACUUGUUCACUUUCAAGAACAAACAUCCAUUAGACAAGUUAAUCUUCUUAGAUGGAGAUUCAGCCGCCAAAUCUACAACAGGUGAGAUGGAUCAGCAAAUGAUACUCAGUCAACAGGAGGAUGUAGAUGGUUAUGUCAAUGAAAGGGAAGCAGCAGAUAGAAUUUGCAAAUGGGGAAGCGCAUUUGGAUUACAAGGCAUAGUUCGCCUUGAGGUCGGAUUCGAAUUAAUCUUGUGUGAUUUUCAUCGAGACCUUGAGCUCAUCUCCAAUGUCACGUUGUACAACACUACUAAUUUGGCUGGAUUCCCCUGCGAAAUACCGGAGCCUAAAAGCGGCUUGGAGAAGUCCAGAAGUAGGCUCAUGGAUGGUUGGCAAUCCAUGAGUAGAUUUGAGUGGAUGAGAUCAGGUGCGGAUGUAAAUGAUGGUGACGAAAGAAUAUUGGUUGAUUUUUCGAAUAUGGUUACACCAUUGAAUAAGACAUGGAUUGACCCCGAUCCUUAUCAAAGAAGAAUCAACACAAUUCCCCAGGACCUUAAAAACAGUAUUCUCAUAGAACUUGAGAGUACCAUAUCCAAAGGUGUGAACCCCUUCCAUCGCACCAACUGGCCUCAAAUCAUCGGCCAUAUCGUCAACAAGUUUUCACCCAUGCUUUUGAAUUUGAACAACACUCUCGCUAUUUUUGAAAGCUCUCCGGAUUCAGAUUUAGCACUGGCAUUAAAAAGAGCUUCUGAAAGUAUUUCAACGUCCACUUUUAAUUUCAUCAGAAGAUAUAGCGAUGAAGAUAUUACGGAUGAUAAUAAUCGAAGUUUUAUGGCUUUACGAUUUGCAGUGGAAGAUUAUGUUCACAACACAUUUGAAAUUCAAACUCAACUGGAUCGGUUAAUCUAUUCAUCUGUGUACAAAGUCACUAAAGAAAUCAUCGAUGCAAUAUUCAGAUUACAUGCUGUUUCUAUAGCUAUCCUUCCAGACUUUUACGUGGUGCCAACUGUCAAUAAUUACACCGAACACAAAGAGGCCAUUUUACGGGAGAAUAGGUCUCUCCAAGCGCUUUUGAAAUCCUUGAGGUGGUCAGCUUUCACCAGAUGCUCUCGAAAGUGUGGUUGGAAUGAGGUUUGUGCUGUGCCAGGAUGGGGUCCAGGGCCAAUGGGCUGGAUGUUUGGCAACGAAAAAUACUUGCACUACGAACUGGGCAGCUACAGGGUGAAUAAGGAGCUACAAUGUGUGAGUAUCAAAGAUUUGUGAUGAUGAAAGAAUUUAUUGUUCUAGAAUAUAUAGAAAUGCUUUUAAUGUGAGCUGCUAUGCAAUGAAGCCAGCUUCAUACAGUGGU